AGUUCUACUGUUGGGAACCGUCACUAUCUCCAAUCAAUCACCCAUCAGAACUGAAGAUGACGAUAGAUUGUUGCUGACACACAAACAGCUGAUCAGCAAGAGAUCGCCAGCUGAUCAACAGAUGAACAAGGCACCAAAAGCUGGAGAGAACUCCAAAACUCCUGGUCAAAAUACAUUGGGGCAUGAUUGCCGAGUCCUACAAAACGAAAAACUCUAGUGGCGGAGGGAACGAACCGAAAUGUCCAGCUGGUUUCAGUGGUCUCAUGCCACAUCCCACGGAUUGUGAACAGUAUCUAAACUGUGAUGCCGGUACUGCGUCUAUCCAGAAGUGUGGUCCUGGUACUGUGUUUAGUCCCGACCACAAAACUUGUGACCAUCCUGAAAACGUUGACUGCUCUGGGCUAACACAAGUACCGAAGACAGGACUAAAAGAAGUACCGAAGACUGGGCCAAAAGAAGUACCGAAGACAGGACUAAAAGAAGUACCACAGACAGGCGAUAAGAAAGAGAAGGAGAAGGUGGUGGAUCCGAAAAAGGAGAAGGGAGGGGAUACGAAAGAGGGGAAUAAGGAGAUUGGGAAAGGGGUGGAUAAGAAGAAGGAGGUAGUGGAGAAGAAGGGAGAAGAUAAGAAGAAAGAGGUAGAAGACAAGAAGAAUGGGAAGGGAGAGGAUAAGAAGAAACAGGUAGAAGAGAAGAAGAAAGUUAAAAGAGAGGAAAGAGUGGAAAAGGAUGAGGAGGAGAAGGAAAAGGAUGAGAAAGAGAAACCAAAUGAGAAGUGUGAAUUGAAACCUCACGAGACCAAGGGGAAGAAAAUACAACGUGAUUGGCUGUCACAUGUGUCUUUCAUGAGCAAGAGAUCACCAGCUGAUAAUAAUGACAACGAACCACUGAUCUCUGAUCCACCAAUGGAUGAAGGAGAAGAAGAAGAAGGUGGAGAAGGAGAAGGACAUGACGUUGGAGGAGAUGAUGGAGGAGAUGGUGGAGGAAUCGACGGGGGAGGAGAAGAAGGAGGAGACGGUGGAGGAAUCGACGGAGGAGGAGGAGGAGGAGGAGAAGUAGGAGGUAUCUCCGAACCUCUUGAUCACAAUAAAUUGGACAUGAUCGCCCACCAAAUUGCAUUGAAUAAACUUUUGAAAAUGAAAGAUGCUAAACGCGGGGAAGGACAAGGUGAAGUAGGAGGAGGAGGAGGAGGAAUACAAAAUAUUCAAAAAAGAGAAGUAGGAGGAGGAGGACAAGUAGAAGAAAAAUUCGGAGGAGGAGAGAGUUUAAGACCAGAGGUCAGAGAAAAAAGAUACUCAAAAAAGGGCAAAGAAGCAAAAUGCCCCAGUGGUUUCAGUGGGCUGAUGGCGCAUCCGACAGACUGUGACAAAUUCUUGAACUGUGACAACGGGCGCACAUUCAUCCAGCAAUGCGGCCCUGGGACAUUGUUCAGUCCAGACCUGAGGGUUUGCGACUAUCCACAGAAUGUAGACUGUCCCGGAGAGGAGGACGGAGAUGGAGACACUGAUAAGAAAAAUGGUACCAAUGUGACAGGAGGAGGUGAUAAGAAAAAUGGUACCAAUGUGACAGGAGGAGGUAAUAAAAAUAAUGGUACCAACGUGACAGGAGGAGGUGAUAAGAAAAAUGGUACCAACGUGACAGGAGGAGGUGAUAAGAAAAAUGGUACCAAUGUGACAGGAGGAGGUAAUAAGAAAAAUGGUACCAAUGUGACAGGAGGAGGUGAUAAGAAAAAUGGUACCAAUGUGACAGGAGGAGGUGAUAAGAAAAAUGGUACCAACGUGACAGGAGGAGGUGAUAAGAAAAAUGGUACCAAUGUGACAGGAGGAGGUGAUAAGAAAAAUGGUACCAACGUGACAGGAGGAGGUGAUAAGAAAAAUGGUACCAAUGUGACAGGAGGAGGUAAUAAGAAGAAUGGUACCAAUGUGACAGGAGGAGGUGAUAAGAAAAAUGGUACCAAUGUGACAGGAGGAGGUAAUAAGAAAAAUGGUACCAAUGUGACAGGAGGAGGUAAUAAGAAAAAUGGUACCAACGUGACAGGAGGAGGUGAUAAGAAAAAUGGUACCAAUGUGACAGGAGGAGGUAAUAAGAAAAAUGGUACCAAAGUGACAGGAGGAGGUGAUAAGAAAAAUGGUACCAAUGUAACAGGAGGAGGUGGUAAGAAUAAUGGUACCAAGGUGACAGGAGGAGGUGAUAAGAAAAAUGGUACCAACGUGACAGGAGGAGGUGAUAAGAAAAAUGGUACCAACGUGACAGGAGGAGGUGAUAAGAAAAAUGGUACCAAUGUGACAGGAGGAGGUAAUAAGAAAAAUGCUUCCAACAUGACAGGUGGAGGUGAUAAGAAUAAUGGUAACAAGGUGUCUGGAGGAGGUGAUAAAAAUAAUGGGACAACAGAUGUCAAGGGAGACAAAGUGACAGGAUUUGAUAACAAAAAGAAGAAUAAAUAGAAAUCUCCACAGAAGGAGAAAGAUAUACAUCAUGAUAUAGUUAAAGCCAAUAUCAGAAGGCCCUUAAUCUCUCAAACUUCUCAUAAACUUUAUUGAAGAAUCUUAUCAAAAUCAACAAGAAUUCUUGUAUUAAUUAUACAUUCAUACUGUUCACAUGUAAUAAAGAAUUUUUCCUCCACCAACUGUCUGAAGUAUUCA
Nilaparvata lugens (brown planthopper) is the source of this 2642-nucleotide messenger RNA. RefSeq lists its product as uncharacterized. Bases 183 to 2444 code for a protein of 753 amino acids. The record is from RefSeq and is a predicted model, not a curated record. Lineage: Eukaryota; Metazoa; Arthropoda; Insecta; Hemiptera; Delphacidae. Gene Ontology annotation, cellular component: extracellular region. Gene Ontology annotation, molecular function: chitin binding. The transcript has 6 exons.